CUCUAUCUCUCUUCUCCUUCUUCUUCAAUUUUGAUCAUUCUUGAAUCUGAUUCUCCUCGAUCAAAAGCAUUUCAAUUUCAGAAAUUUCGACCACGAUUGUUAUUUGUUCAAUUAGAAGAGGCGAAAAAGGAUGGCGACGGUAAAUGGGUACACAGGAAAUACUCCGGCGGCGACUACGCCGGUAGCCACCGGAUCAAAGCAACCUGCUCCUCCGACUAAGACCGUCGAUAGUCAAUCUGUCCUAAAAAGGCUGCAAUCUGAACUAAUGGGCUUGAUGAUGGGAGGUGAUCCGGGGAUAUCUGCUUUUCCAGAGGAAGACAACAUAUUUUGCUGGAAAGGAACAAUCACAGGAAGCAAAGAUACUGUGUUCGAAGGAACUGAGUACAGACUCUCACUCACUUUCUCAAACGAUUAUCCUUUUAAAUCUCCCAAAGUUAAGUUUGAGACAUGCUGCUUCCACCCCAAUGUGGAUCUCUAUGGCAACAUUUGCUUGGACAUUCUUCAGGAUAAAUGGUCAUCUGCUUACGAUGUGAGGACGAUAUUACUCUCAAUUCAGAGCCUUCUUGGAGAACCGAACAUCAGCUCACCAUUGAACAAUCAAGCGGCUCAGCUUUGGAGCAAUCAAGAAGAGUAUAGGAAGAUGGUUGAGAAGCUCUACAAGCCUUUAAACGCAUGAUUCUCAAAAGCCACUGUAACUGAUUUAAAAUCUCAACUGUAUUGGAUCAUGUCUCUUUUACUUUUAUAAUCUCAAUUUGAGCCAAUAUUAGCAAUCAAAACCCUCUUAUUACAGUUCCACAAUCACCACCAAUAUCUUUUCCGUAACUGAGACUUGAGAACUUCAUAGUAACUCUGAUAAUGCUGUAGUAAUAAGUAUCUGAAAGUAUA
This is a messenger RNA of Arabidopsis arenosa, 885 nucleotides long. NCBI's taxonomy places the organism in Eukaryota, Viridiplantae, Streptophyta, Magnoliopsida, Brassicales, Brassicaceae. The record is from the annotation of a GenBank genome assembly.